AUGGCCGACAAAAAGCCCAAGGAAGGAUUCAAGACUGAGAACAACAACUAUAUUAAUCUAAAUCAGGAUGGUUCGGUGGUGCAGUUUAAGAUUAAGAGGCAGACACCACUUAGUAAACUAAUGAAAGCCUAUUGUGAACGACAGAGGUUGUCAAUGAGGCAGAUCACAUUCCGAUUUGACCGGCAGCCAAUCAAUGAAACAGAUCCACUUACACAGUUGCAAAUGGAGGAUGAAGGUACAAUUGAUGUGUUCCAGCAGCAGACAGAAGGUAUCUACUAA
Erinaceus europaeus (western European hedgehog) is the source of this 279-nucleotide messenger RNA. RefSeq names its product small ubiquitin-related modifier 2-like. Lineage: Eukaryota; Metazoa; Chordata; Mammalia; Eulipotyphla; Erinaceidae. Gene Ontology annotation, cellular component: nucleus. The transcript has a single exon. Gene Ontology annotation, biological process: protein sumoylation. The record is from RefSeq and is a predicted model, not a curated record. Gene Ontology annotation, molecular function: ubiquitin-like protein ligase binding; protein tag activity. Bases 1 to 279 code for a protein of 92 amino acids.